GUGACAUGGAUAUGGACGUUAAGCCGUGAAACUAUCCAUCCGCAUCGCCCGCCUACUUCCCUGUCGAUCCGUAUCCGUCUGCUUGUUAGAACGACCACCAACAAGAAACAUGGAUCGGGAGACAAACCGAGUGCGCGUUUCCCGUGCCUGUGAUCGCUGCAAGAAAAGAAAGAUCAGGUGCACUGGCACGCAGCCGUGUAAUAUUUGCAUUCGAGCAGCAGCAUACUGCCUUUACACUACACCCCACAAUCGGGGUCGACGCCCUCCCCCAGUAGCUCCAUCCAACUUACAGCAACCAGGAAGCACCGACAGAAAUGAGAAUGCCAAUGAUUUGGAUGAAAGCUCAUUGCACUAUCAAUCCAACAUUCAGCCUUUGUCGCAAGCUGCGCGGGAGCGUUCGCCAGAUGUCAUCAUGACAGCAGCUGAGCCGCCCUCCCGGGCCUCACCAGCACCUGCUCUAGCAGACCUUCAGGGCCACUAUGUCGGGCCCGCUUCUGGUGUUUCCUUUCUGCAACGGAUCCAGAAACAACUCCAUCACAGCGACCGUACGUGGUCCACUUUCACAUUUGGGGAUGCACCUCUCCCUGAGUUUGAUCCGACUUGCUGUGUCAUGAUGUCCAGGGAAGAGACAACUCGCCUUUUCGAGAGAUACUUCGACUUCACUGUGCCUGUAGACCGGUUUUUGCACCGGCAAACUCUUGAAGCUUGGCUUGCAGAGUUUCACGAUACAAUGGGUGCUAUGAGGAACAAUGAUCAUGCACCUGCAAGGCGAGCCGUCUUGUGGAUGGUCUUUGCAUUAGCCCAGGAACACAUGAACCAGAACCAAACUACAGGGAACGAUAAUAAUGAUAGAAGCACUCGCUUUUUUCUAGCAGCCGAUUAUCAACUGUCUAGAGAGAGGGGAGCAGUAAGUCUCGCUAGCGUCCAGGCACGCCUGUGCCAAUGCCUCUGGCUCCUUUCCCAGUCACGUAUGAACCAUUGCUGGCAAUUAUUUGGAUCCGCUGCACGUCUAGCUCUCGCCCUUGGACUGCAUCGUUGCGGUCGUGCAGAACCAGCCAUUGCCUGCAACAGGAUCGAACUUGAAAGCAGCCGAAGAACGUUUUGGAAUGCGUAUUGCCUUGAUAAUUACCUUAGUAUAGUCUUUGGCAGACCAAGAUUGUUCCACGACGAAGACGUGGAUCAGGAGUUACCGUCUUCUGCAGAUGACGCAGACAUAUUUGCCGAUCAUAUUGCUCCUCAGAGUGACCAUGCUUAUUCUAUCAUGCUUGCCCCCGUUGCAUAUUUCAAACUCUCUCGCAUUGUCAGCAUGAUAUUGCGGGAUCUUUAUCCUAUACGUCCUUUACGUACUGCUGAUCGAUGCGCUUUUGCCGCCAAGUACUCUCAAAACCUCAAAACAUGGCGUGCAGAGGUCCCUCGUUUUCUUAACGCAGAGAACAAGGAUAGAGCUCCACUCAUUCCCAUAUUUCAGCGUCAGCGAAACAUACUGAACCUUGCCUAUUGGCACACUGUCAUUCUUACACACAGGCCUUUCCUACUAAGUAAUCGGAUCCAUAUAACCAACACUAGCCGUGCUAGCCAACUGGGUCCACAUAGAGCACAAAUCGAGGAGAGUGUAGACCAGUGUCUUCGUGCUGCAUUGUGCGUAGUCGAAAUAAUGAACGAACUUAGCAACUCUGGCCAGAUGUUUCGGUCUUUUUGGUUGUCUUCAUACUUCACCUUCUCCGCCGCUGCUAUCCUCUACGUUUACACGGUGCAACAAAGAACCGCUCCUCCCGCGGAAUGCCAAAAUUAUUACUUCGCUGCGACACAGUGCCAGAGACAUUUGGCCAACCUAGCCGAGCCUGGUUCGCUUGUUGAAAGAUACUGCCUUGUUCUAGAGGAGCUUCGUAAAGAAGCCCUCAGCGUGAUCGAGAGACCGCUGCGCCCUGCCGGUUCUGAUAUGAUCGAAAGUGGGGUUCCUCCAAUUAACAUCGAUCAAGGCCCAAGUGUGCUUGAUGGUCAAGUGUCGUUCCCUAAUCCCGGGGUGGGAGAUCCAGUCGACUUCCAGUCUAGCCCUGAGAACUCCCUGGCGGAUAUGGCUGCCUGGUUACAAUUCGAAUCUAUGGCAGUUUCUGGUUUCAGCCAGCACCCCCAAUGGUUUAACGGCAUCGUGUACACUGAAGGGCCGCAAUAGUAAUGAUGAUGAUUCAAACUAUAUCAGUGGAAAUCCGAGAUAGACUCCGGACGUAUCUAGCUCUGUAUUCAAGACGAGGCCUAUCCUUGGCCCAGUUCCAGUCACGGCUGGAUAGGUAGCUUUGACGAUUGAAACUUUCUACGCAAAAAGGGUCUAUGAUUAGGUGUUUUCGUAUCAAGUUUUAUUUGGGAUAUCGAAAGCUGUAUACUUGCGUUUUAUUUUUGUGUACCGAUACAAGUCGCUAUGGAAACGAUACUCUGGAUCAUCGUCGAUUGGUGAUGUAGCAACAUCAUGUACGCUUAAAGCAACCCGAGUUUUUGGCUUUUUCUCGUUGGGCUUUGCAUGGGGCGAUAUUGCGC
Messenger RNA from Aaosphaeria arxii CBS 175.79, 2532 nucleotides. RefSeq lists its product as uncharacterized. Gene Ontology annotation, cellular component: nucleus. NCBI's taxonomy places the organism in Eukaryota, Fungi, Ascomycota, Dothideomycetes, Pleosporales. Gene Ontology annotation, molecular function: zinc ion binding; DNA-binding transcription factor activity, RNA polymerase II-specific; sequence-specific DNA binding. The transcript has 6 exons. The coding region runs from base 110 to 2173 and encodes 687 amino acids. The record is from RefSeq and is a predicted model, not a curated record. Gene Ontology annotation, biological process: positive regulation of transcription by RNA polymerase II; DNA-templated transcription.